Messenger RNA from Rotaria sp. Silwood2, 810 nucleotides. Lineage: Eukaryota; Metazoa; Rotifera; Eurotatoria; Philodinida; Philodinidae. The record is from the annotation of a GenBank genome assembly.
AUGGAAAGACUGCGAAAUACAAGUAUCUAUUUAAGGAAUAUUGAAAGUAUAGUUAAUAAUUUAGAAUUAUUUGAAUAUUAUUAUCACGAUCAACUUGCAAUUCUAUUAGAUGAAGUACGGAUGUUAACUAUCCAAGAUAAACUUAAGCAUUUUCUUAUGUAUCAGGACGAACUAAUUGAAUUAUUAUAUUUAUUCGAGAUCGAUAUGGAACUUAUUGGCGAAGAAAAAUGGAAUUUCGAUGUGCAAUUUUGCAUUUCAGACAAUACACAACUGACAAUGACCGAUAAUUCAAGUAAUCUCUAUAUUCUUGUUCAAAUAGAACAACAGUUUUAUCAAGUUCCAUCACAACAAUUAUUAAAUAAUAAAUCUUAUGAAUGUGUUGGUGAUCCAUUUAUUGAAACAAGUUUAAUGAACUUAAUUGAUUUACUUCUUUCUUCAUCGACUAUUGAUCGUAUCGAUAAUGUAGCACAGUUAUCAACUGCAUACAGUCUUACUGUACAAGAUGUACUCGCUUUAUAUCAUUAUUUAGUUACUAAUCUAGAAAAAAUGGGUUCUAUCGAUAGUUUUGUUCGUUGUAUUAUGAGUUUACUUCUUAACGAUCGAAUUUUAACUUGUCUUACUAAUGAAGAUAUGAUUGAAAGAUACUUAAACGAUUAUUAUGAUUAUUUUCGAGAAAAUAUCUAUAGUUAUAAAACUGAUCAUGAACUUUCAAUGAUUGUUUCAAUUGCUUGGCUCACACUCUAUAUCGAAAUAUAUGAAUUUUCUUUGAGUACAGAUAAUCAUAUCAAUAAACUACUCACUAGAAAUUAA